AUGGGUGAUAGUAUUGAAGAACUCGAGGAGCUUUUUGCGUCCGCUACCUCCCUUUUCCCUACAAACCAAAAGAAGUUAGACUGUGAACUUCCAGAGCGUUUUGAGAAGCUUACCCUUGCCUUGCAGAAUCAGAAGAAGCGCCAUGGAGUUCUGGAGACAGCCUUAGAUGUUGUUCAGGAAAGUCUGGAUAAAAUGCGUUUUGAGUACAAAAGUAUGCAAGGCGAAUGUGAAAGCUUGUCAAACCAAGUUAGCGAAGCCAGACAAAAACACCAAGAGUCUCAGGCAAAAUCUUCUCAAAAAGAUCUGGAACAAAGCAAGCGGCUGGAGCAAAUUAAAGCAGAAUCAGAGAUGUACGAAUUCUUGUUGCAAACUGGAAUCGAAGAACUAGAAAAUGGAAAGUAUCGAGGAGUAAUAUUUAAACCAAAAAGUCUUGCCUACUGCGACCUAGAUGAAUUUGAAAAGUUUCAAGAAAACAAGGAGAAUACGUGGGAUUCUCAACAGCAAUACUUAUGGCAUUGUCCUGGACGCGUGUCCGACCUUAGCAAAUCGGGUGAACGUUGUGUCUCGCUGGGUGUUCAUAACGCCAUCCCUUCGGGUGCACCGUGCUGCUGUUUGAUCGGUUCGUUGGUUCGUGGCUCCCUGGUUACGUCUGGCCCUAUUUUUGGGAUCGAGGGUCAUCGGGGGUAG
Messenger RNA from Mesocestoides corti, 687 nucleotides. The record is from the annotation of a GenBank genome assembly. Lineage: Eukaryota; Metazoa; Platyhelminthes; Cestoda; Cyclophyllidea; Mesocestoididae.